AUGGCGGAGCAGACAUUGUCUUUGGACCCCGCAAACUCCUGGAAUCCCGCAUCAUGGCCGGAGGGUGAUACGCCUUCCAAUGCAGCGACCUCUACAGAAGGUGGUCUGGCCGACCUCCUGGCCGCUGCAAGCCCAAAGCAAACCCACGCAUCCGACAUUGAAUCGCCUCUGAACGACGAAGACUUCUCUGCAUGGAACGUGUCGAAUGAGAUCGAAGACAAACCACCUCAAGUGGAAGAUGUGGAUGUGGUGACCUCCGUGGUAGAUGAUUCUCCAGUCCAGGAUGCCCCCGGAGUUGGCGACAUCGCGGAAGUGACCAGCACGAGAAACCAGGGCUUUGACGACGCCGAGGCUCCUACACAGUCUAUAGAAAUGCCCGGAUCGUCCGAUGAUUUACCUGCAGAUGCCGAGCCGGUACAAACGUUACUGCCCUCCUCCGAGCCCACUGCCACCCCGACCGAACAUGUCCUCUCGCCAACCGACGCGCAAGAUUCCCAGUCUACAGCACACCCGGAGUCUUCUGUUCUGGCCGAGCUGGAGAAGGAGGGGGACGUCACCGUGCUUUCCGUGCCGGCCGAACAACCGACCGAAUUUCAGGAGCCGGUUGUCGAGCCAGCUGAUGUUAUUCAACAGCUACCCACGCCCCCGGUGGAGUCGGAGCCUGUGUUGCCUCAGAGUGAAGAGCCGCUCUCGACACCUUUUUUACCACUACCAGCGGGAGACGUGCCGCAAUUGGAGGCCGAGUCGCCUGCGAACGAACCAAGUACAAGAGAUGCCGACCCUUGGAGUAUUGAAGCGCAUAACGAUGUGGAUUCCGAUGGAGAUGACUUCUUCAAUCAAUUGAAGACUCAAACGAAGCCCAUUUUCGCACCUCCAGAGGCCGAGUCCCGGUUUGAAGAAGGUGUCCCGCUGCUGGAUGAGGAUAGCCCAAAAUCGCCCGAGCGUGAGGGACAGCCAACGGAACCUGUUGACGAUUUCUUUGCCAACGACGAAAACGACGCGGAUGACUUUUUCAGCUCGGCUCAAAGGGUGGAAAUCAGUGAUGAAAUGUCCGCGCCGCACAUUACCCGUAAGAGCACGUCACAGGUGAUGGAAUCUGUGGGUUUCAACAUCGACUCUCCGACAAGCGAUACAUCGGCUGCUGCUCAAUUCGAUGAUAUUCUGAAAGCUGCGACUACGACCGGACCUGUAGAACCCGUGGGGCAGGCUGAACCAGCCGCGGAACCUACGGAAGACGAUCUUGCUGCACUAUGGGAAGCCGAAUUGAGUGAUACAGGGGAAGAUGAAUUGGCUGCUAGGUGGGAGGCUGCCCUCGAUCUGGAUGAUGAUGAUAUGCUUCUGGAAGAUACAACUGCAAUUGCACCUGCCCAGCCACAAGCUGGUACCCCUGGACAACAAUAUGUUCCCCACAGCGCCACACCAUCUGCAACCAACGCUGGUUCUGCUGGCUUGAGCAGCCCCUUCGAAACUCCUAACAGUCAGACCCAGCCUCGAGCCGUUUCUGGCAUAUAUACGCCACAUCAGCCCACAACUGCAGACUUGGUUGGAGGCAUCCCUAUACCUGGAGCCCCCCCAACGGUGAAUGCUGUGAUACCACCAUACUUCUCCCAGCAGCCGUCGAACCCUGUGCUGCCCCCUCGCGCAGAGAGUUUUGUAGAGCAAUCAAAGGAGGGUUACAAAUCUCCGUAUGACCUGCCAGAUGACCUGUCUCGGCCCAGACGGCCUGUGGUAACUCACAAGCCUGCUCCAGCGCCUGUGACUAGUAUGCCUCCCCCUCCCCCUCCCAACAGUGGCAUCCCUCAGUAUGGUGCACCAUCACCUGGAACUGCUCCCCCCACUGCUGCGCCGGCACUCGCAGCACCAACCGCCCCAAAGAACUUCUACGAAGAGCUUCCCUUGCCGGUUCCGAAGUCUCGACCCGCGACAAGCUCGGGGCGAUACUCCCCCAAUCCUGCCGUGAUCACGGCGACUGGUUCGUCGCUUGCUGCUGCUCCACCGCCGCACAAUCCAUAUGCACCCGCCGCACCUCUCGCUGCUUUACCAGGAAACGUGUCUUCUCAACCUUCCCUGCAGCCACCAGAGCGUUUGGACCCUUAUGCUGUGCCCUCGGUGUUGGCAUCAAGUGCACCAGCUGGCCCUCCUGUUGCUUCUCGGUAUUCCCCCCAGCCGCCAGGUUUGCAACCAUCGGCCAAACCACCUUCAAUCCCGCGAUACUCACCCGCGCCCCCCCCUUCGGGACCGGCUCCCCGCAACCGCUAUGCCUCUCAGCCUUUGGCCGUUCCAGGCCAUGUCAACAAUCUGCCGUUCCAGCCUCGUACCUCCAGUCCUCUUGCCUAUCACGAAAAGGCUUCAUACCAGCCCGAAGACACUCAGGUCAAACAGGCGCAGCCGCCUUCGCUACAGCCGUCAGUCGAUCUUUCACCACCACGUGCGCAGCGGCCUAGCAUCGAUCAAGGGUCGCCAUAUGCUCCACGGUUGUCAAAUGGAGUUGGAAACCUUGAUGGUGCAAGCCCCCCGGUUGCCCAACGGCAGACUCCCCCGCCGCCCAAGAAUCGCUAUGCGCCACCGGAGUAUGUCAGCGAAUUUGCUCAGCGGGUUGCACCAAACAGUGCAAAUACUCCUGUUCCUGCCGCAGCAGUUGUACCACCGCCAUCCCAGCAUGCGAACGAUUCGCAGUCUGCGCCUCCUCGUCGAUCCCAUACUUCCUCACCUGGUCAGCAAAUGACGAGCCCUCGAGCCGCCGUGCCGCCUCUCACAACUUUACCGCGCCCAGCCUCUGUGCACGGCUCCAGUUCGCCUACCAAGACGACCAAUCCGUACGCACCCAUGCACCCUUCUAUACAGGGCCGCGCUCGUGCUCUCUCCCAGCACCUGGAGUUUAUUGCGCCUACCGAUGGACAAGAACAGGACCCUCUCCAGCGAUGGAAAGGCGCUCCUAUCUUCAAGUUCGGCUUCGGUGGCUCUGUGGUCUCUUGCUUUCCCCUACAGAUUCCCCGCUACUCUGUUGGUCAAGCUACCCCGAUGAUCAAGCCUAGCCCUGGCGAGCCCAAGCUCUCACAGGCCAGCCAAUGGGUCCCAUCUGCAGAUACUAUUGUUCAGCAUCCGGGUCUGCUCAAGACCAAGUCCAAGAAGAAGGAUGUGCUCGCUUGGCUGUCAAGCAAGAUUGCUGCGUUUGAGAACGACAUGCCUCACGGGUUUGACCAGUCCCAUCCCGAUAUACAGAAUCGUCACGAAGAGAAGAUCCUGCUCUGGAAGGUUGUGAAAAUCUUGGUGGAGAACGACGGGAAGCUGGAGGGUUCAGCCGAGGUACAAAACUCUCUUCGUCAAGUAUUCGUGCCAAAUCUUCCUGAACUCGGUCCCGAUGGCUCCGUGAUAAGUCCGCUUGGAACUUCUAGCGGAUUUUCCUCACAGGGAGCAUUAUCUCAGCCGGAUGCAACAGCUGAUUCUCAGUGGAUGGAAGAGGUGCGGAAUCUUCUGCUCCUAGGUGAACGAGAAAAAGCUGUCUGGGCCGCUGUUGACCGCCGGCUAUGGGGACACGCAAUGAUUCUCGCAUCCACCAUGGAUCGGGCGAUUUGGAAGCAAGCUGUUCAAGAGUUUGUUCGACGUGAAAUUAAAUCCACAGCUGCUAAUACCGAGUCGCUUGCAGCGCUCUAUGAAAUAUUCGCAGGAAAUGCUGAGGAAAGUGUUGACGAACUUGUACCUCCAUCCGCGCGGGCUGGUCACCAGCUAAUCAGCAUGAAUGACCGCGCGGGAUCCACCAAGAAUGCACUGGAUGGUUUGAAUAGCUGGAGGGACACCGUCGGCUUGGUGCUUAGCAACCGCAGCUCUGAAGACCAGCUGUCACUGCUUGCUCUUGGCCGUUUGUUGGCUUCUUAUGGACGCGUGGAAGCCGCACAUAUCUGCUUCAUCUUCUCUCGUAGUGCGGUCUUUGGCGGUGCCGAUGAUCCUCAAGCGAAUAUCGUGCUUCUUGGUGCUGACCAUCAGCGCCUCCCUUGCUCUUUGAUGGACGAGGACGCCACACUUCUCACUGAGAUCUAUGAAUAUGCCACCUCAGUCCUGGCUAGCUCGCCGGUGGCCAACUUGCCAUAUCUCUUGGCCUUCAAGUUCCUACACGCUAAGCAGCUAGCUGACCGGGGACGCAAGUCUGAGGCUCAGAUCUACUGUGAUGGAGUUGCCGCAUCGCUCAAAGCAAACACUCGUCCCUCCCCAUACCACCAUCAGCACUUGUUCGUUGAGGUUGAUGAGCUUUCUGCCCGACUCCGUCACACAACCACUGACGGUGGCUCGUGGAUCUCCAAGCCUAGCAUGGAGAAGGUUUCCGGAUCUAUGUGGGCUCGCUUCAACAGCUUCGUCGCUGGUGACGAUAGCGAUGCGGCAUCGACAGGAUCAGGCAAAGCCGGUGAAAUUGGAGACUUUGGUCCCUUUGCCAAUGUUGCCGGAACGCCAACUGUCAGUAGAUCUCCUUCUGUGUCUGAUCUUUAUGGCUCCUAUCCUGGAGCAGCGGCGGCUCAACCCAUUCCCGCCCCUGCUGGCGGCUCCUCGCGAUACAUGCCGAACCAAUAUGCGCCAAACGCCUCGCCCGAGCAGUUCCGUGGACGGUCAUCGAUGGAUUCGCAGAGAUCUCCAUCGUUUGGUGGCGUUCCCUUUGCUCAACGUCGAACCUCGCAAGAAUACCCUGCCUCUCCGGUCGAGAGCUACGCACCUAUGUACGGCUCUCCCGGCGCUGUUUCGGGUUACCAGCCCACUCCGCCGCAGACAUCCUACAUGCCGCUUGCUCCGGUUGAAGAAGACUUGACUGCCCAAUCGCCUGCAGAUGUGGCACCGCCCACUCAAGCAACGCCUGCUGUCAAUGGCCUCUUCUACCAGCCCCAUGGACAGCAAGAACAGCAACAGCAGGAACCUGAACAAGCAUCAGCUACACAGUCACCUUACUACCAGGGCCCCCCUGGUAUGCCGCAGCCAGAAGCUUCGUCCUAUAUGCCGCUGCCUAGCAAUGCUUAUGCGCCACCGUCGUAUGCUGCCCCGGAUUUGAAUUCCGCGCCAGAGGAGACAGAUCAGCCCUCUGCGGUGGACGAGGAGCCUCAGCCUCGGAAGAAAAAGUCUUUCAUGGAUGAUGAUGAUGACGAUGACCUUGCCGCUCGGGCCUCUGCCAUGCAAAAGGCCGAGAAUGACCGUAAGGCGGACGAAGCUUUUAGAAAGGCCGCUGAAGAAGAUGCCAAGAGAGAUGCGCAGCAAUCCCCGAAGAAGGGAUGGUUCGGUGGGUGGUUUGGAGGUGCCAAGAAGGAAGCUGAAAAGACGGGCGGCGGUCCUAUCAAGGCCAAGCUCGGCGAAGAGAAUUCCUUCUACUACGAUAAAGACCUUAAGAAGUGGGUUAACAAGAAGGACCCUAACUCUGCGGCUGCUGUUCGUGCUACGCCGCCUCCGCCACGAGGUUCUGCUCCGCCGAGUCGAGCUGCCAGCUCUGGCAGCAUGCCCCCUCCAGUAGGACCUCCUAUGUCUGGUGCAGGUAGCCGUCCCCAGUCUUCUGCUAGCGACAUGCCACCCCCACCUCUUUCAUCCAGCCCUGCAUUGUCAGGACUUGGCGUACCACCACCUCUCGGUGCUAUGCCUCGUUCCGUGUCCACCGGUGCGGCUGUUCCAACACCACCUGGUAGCUCUGGUGGCCCACCACCUCGACCUGCGUCGUCUUUGACCCAUGCCAACUCUAUUGAUGAUCUACUUGGCGCUCCCACUGCGCGCAAGGGCAAUACUGUCAAGGGCAAGAAGAAGGGCCGCUACGUCGAUGUGAUGGCUCAAUAA
Molecule: messenger RNA, 5799 nt
Organism: Penicillium subrubescens
Lineage: Eukaryota; Fungi; Ascomycota; Eurotiomycetes; Eurotiales; Aspergillaceae
Gene: sec16
Product: COPII coat assembly protein SEC16
Exons: 2
Coding region: 1-5799 (1932 amino acids)
Biological process (GO): autophagy; COPII vesicle coat assembly; Golgi organization
Cellular component (GO): ER to Golgi transport vesicle membrane; endoplasmic reticulum exit site
Source: RefSeq, a predicted model, not a curated record